Molecule: messenger RNA, 438 nt
Organism: Cyclocybe aegerita
Lineage: Eukaryota; Fungi; Basidiomycota; Agaricomycetes; Agaricales; Hemipholiotaceae
Source: the annotation of a GenBank genome assembly
AUGCUGCCACGACUAGCUGCUGCUCUUUCCUCUCGACUCCCGUCUGGAUUCUCUUUCGCCCUGUUUUCGUCGACAGCAUCUUCAUCGAGCCCCUCAGCAGCGCAGCAGCACAAGAUGAGCGUCAAGGAACUUGUCGAGACAGCCAUCUCUGGCAACAAAGUCGUGAUUUUCUCGAAGAGCUACUGUCCUUACUGCAAGAAGGUCAAAAGUUUGUUCGAAAAGGAGUUCCCCGAUGUUACACCUGCCGUCUUUGAGUUGGACGAGCGUGAUGAUGGGUCUACCAUCCAGGAAUAUUUGCACCAGAAGACUGGCCAGCGAACCGUCCCUAACGUUUUCAUCAACGAACAACACAUUGGGGGCAACGAUGAUACCCAAGCGGCCUUCAAGGCCGGAAAGCUUGCAGGGCUGAUCAAGGCUGACCCACCAGCUAGAUUGUAA